Molecule: messenger RNA, 495 nt
Organism: Salvia miltiorrhiza (redroot sage)
Lineage: Eukaryota; Viridiplantae; Streptophyta; Magnoliopsida; Lamiales; Lamiaceae
Product: protein LEAD-SENSITIVE 1-like
Exons: 2
Coding region: 1-495 (164 amino acids)
Source: RefSeq, a predicted model, not a curated record
AUGGGGUCCACAAAUGUCAGAUGGGAGCUGAGCUGGCGCCAGCUGGAGAUGGGCAUUGCCAAAGGUGUAGGUAUCUUCAUGGGCGAAGACCGAGUGGUACACUUCACCUGCGCAUCAGCAUCAAGAAGCUGCUCAGCUUGUGAGUUGUUCGAGUAUAGUGAUCGCGACAGUGGAGUGAUCGCAUCUUGUCUCGAUUGCUUCCUUAAAUCCGGAUUGCUGCGCCGUUACAAGUACGGCGUUAGCGAGAGGAGGUACUGGCUGAGACGCCGAGGGACUUGCAACACCGCGGAAUCCGGCCCGGUGGAGGUGGUGAUGGAGAGGGCUGAGUCUCUGCUUGCAAAGAAUGGAUUCGGUGACUAUGAUUUGUUGAAAAAUAACUGUGAAGAUUUUGCGACCUUCUGCAAAACUGGGCAGGGCUGCAACCUUAAUGGGACGGCCCGUCGCUAUGGUCAAGCCUCCCUUAUCCCACAGGCUUUGGCUUCACGCCGUGCAUGA